AUGGAGAUGAGAGCUUUGGUUUCGUGUUCUGCUGCCGGAAAUGGAGCUUCUGAUCGGUUUAGACUCUCCAAUGUUUCACCAUGGAUCACAUCAGCUCGUGGUGCAAGUGGCAGUGACUCCCCAGCCACAGUGAAGCUGGGAAGCAGCUCUAUGAUCAGAGCCUUCAAAGGAGUUUCGAUUUACAAAAACAAGAGCAGAAGAAAUGUUCUGUCUCAAAGGAACAAACAGUUUCGUCCUAUGGCCUACUUAGGAAGGAAGGACUUGAGCAGCCCUGAUCCGACCUCCUUCUGCGAUAAUGAUAUAUCUGAACCUCAAGGGACUGGAUCCAUUAAUGGGAAUGAUCAUAGUGCUGUAAGAGUGUCUCAAGUCGAUGAGUUCUGUAAGGCUCAUGGUGGAAAAAGGCCAAUCCAUCGCAUUUUGGUUGCUACCAACGGAAUGGCAGCUGUCAAGUUUAUACGGAGUGUUAGAGCAUGGUCUUACCAAACAUUUGGCUCGGAAAAAUCCAUAUCAUUGGUGGCCAUGGCGACUCCUGAAGACAUGCGGAUCAAUGCGGAACAUAUCAGAAUCGCUGAUCAGUUUAUGCAAGUCCCGGGUGGAACGAACAAUAACAAUUAUGCUAAUGUUCAUCUUAUUGUAGAGAUGGCUGAAGCAACAGGUGUGGAUGCAGUUUGGCCUGGUUGGGGUCAUGCAUCUGAAAACCCUGAGUUACCUGAUGCAUUAAAGGCCAAAGGAGUCAUAUUUCUUGGUCCUACAGCAGCCUCAAUGUUAGCAUUAGGCGAUAAGAUUGGUUCGUCGUUGAUUGCACAAGCUGCUGAUGUACCUACUCUGCCAUGGAGUGGUUCCCAUGUUAAAAUACCUCCUGGUAGCAGCUUGGUAACGAUCCCCGAGGAAAUGUACAGGCAAGCUUGUGUCUACACUACCGAAGAAGCGGUUGCUAGUUGUCAAGUUGUCGGUUAUCCGGCAAUGAUCAAAGCAUCGUGGGGUGGUGGCGGUAAAGGCAUUAGGAAGGUUCAUGAUGAUGAUGAGGUUAGGGCUCUAUUCAAGCAAGUUCAAGGUGAGGUCCCAGGCUCGCCGAUAUUCAUAAUGAAGGUUGCUUCACAGAGUCGGCAUUUAGAGGUGCAGCUUCUCUGUGACCAAUAUGGAAACGUUUCAGCUUUGCAUAGCCGUGAUUGUAGCGUCCAGAGAAGACACCAAAAGAUCAUCGAGGAGGGUCCCAUCACUGUGGCUCCCCGAGAUAUCGUGAAGAAGCUGGAGCAGGCAGCUAGAAGGUUGGCCAAGAGUGUUAACUAUGUUGGAGCUGCUACUGUUGAGUUUCUCUACAGCAUGGACACUGGGGACUACUUCUUCUUAGAGCUUAACCCUAGGUUACAGGUAGAGCACCCUGUAACCGAGCGGAUCGCUGACAUAAAUCUACCAGCUGCCCAAGUUGCUGUCGGUAUGGGAAUCCCUCUCUGGCAAAUCCCUGAGAUAAGACGGUUCUAUGGUAUAGAACAAUAUGAUUCGUGGAGGACAACAUCUUUGCUAGCCUCCCCUUUUAAUUUUGAUAAAGCUGAAUCUGUAAGGCCAAAAGGUCAUUGUGUCGCUGUCCGGGUGACAAGCGAGGAUCCUGAUGACGGGUUUAAACCCACCAGCGGUCAAGUGCAGGAGCUUAGUUUUAAGAGCAACCCAAAUGUGUGGGGUUACUUCUCUGUCAAGUCUGGUGGAGGCAUCCACGAGUUCUCAGAUUCUCAGUUUGGACAUGUUUUUGCAUUUGGGGAAUCCAGAGCCAUGGCAAUAGCAAAUAUGGUUCUUGCGCUGAAAGAAAUUCAAAUUCGUGGAGAAGUUAGGACUAACGUUGACUACACGAUUGACCUUCUACAUGCUUUUGAUUACCGGGAAAACAAAAUUCACACUGGUUGGUUGGACAGUAGAAUUGCUAUGCGGGUCCGAGCAGAGAGGCCUCCCUGGUACCUCUCUGUUGUCAGCGGGGCUCUCUAUAAAGCAUCAGCGACUGGUGCUGCCGUGGUCUCGGAUUACAUUGCUUAUCUUGACAAGGGGCAAAUUCCCCCAAAGCAUAUAUCUCUUGUGCAUUCUCAAGUGUCUCUGAAUAUUGAAGGAAGUAAAUAUACGAUUGAUGUGGUCCGGAGUGGAUCAGGAAGCUACAAGCUAAGAAUGAACAACUCAGAAGUGGCAGCAGAAAUACACACUCUACGUGAUGGAGGUUUGUUGAUGCAGUUGGAUGGUAAAAGCCAUGUUAUAUAUGCACAGGAAGAAACCUCAGGCACCCGUCUUCUGAUUGACGGCAAAACUUGUUUACUUCAGAAUGAACACGACCCUUCAAAAUUAAUGGCUGAGACACCGUGCAAGCUACUUAGGUAUCUGGUUUCAGAUGAUAGCAGCAUUGAUGCUGAUACACCCUAUGCAGAGGUUGAGGUCAUGAAGAUGUGCAUGCCGCUUCUUUCACCUGCGUCAGGAGUUAUCCAUUUUAAAAUGUGUGAAGGACAAGUCAUGCUGCCUGGUGAACUUAUAGCCAAUCUUGAUCUUGCUGAUCCUUCGACUGUAAGAAAGGCCGAACCCUUCCAUGGAGGGUUCCCAAGAUUAGGGCUUCCAACGGAAAUUUCUGCUAAAGUUCAUCAGAGAUGUGCUGCAACUUUAGAUGCUGCUCGCAUGAUUCUUGCCGGCUAUGAGCAUCAAGUAGAUGAGGUUGUGCAAGACUUGGUUUCUUGCCUUGAUAGCCCUGAACUCCCAUUCCUUCAGUGGCAAGAGUGCUUUGCAGUUCUGGCGACACGGUUACCAAAAGAUCUCAGAAUCAUGCUAGAAUCAAAGUAUAUGGAAUAUGAGUGUAUCUCCAGGAACUCCUUGACGGCAGAUUUUCCUGCCAAACUUUUAAAAGGCAUUCUAGAGGCUCAUGUAGCAUCUUGUGAUGAGAAUGAGAGAGGUGCCCUUGAAAGGCUCAUUGAACCAUUGAUGAGCCUUAUAAAGUCUUACGAAGGUGGUAGAGAAAGUCAUGCUUGUGUUAUUGUUCGUUCCCUCUUUGAGGAAUAUCUGUCAAUAGAAGAAUUAUUCAAUGAUAACAUGCUGCCUGAUGUUAUAGAACGUAUGCGUCAUGAAUACACGAAAGUAGAUCGGUCGAAGAUUGUGGAUAUAGUGCUGUCACACCAGGGCCUAAAAAGCAAAAACAAGCUCGUUCUCGGACUCAUGGAGCAUUUUGUUAAUGCUAAUCCUGCUGUGUACAGGGAUAAACUUAUCAGAUUCUUGAAACUUAACCAUACUAACUACUCUGAGGUGGUGCUCAAGGCGAGUCAAUUACUCAAACAGAGAAAAUUAAGUGAACUUCGUUCUAGCAUCUUGUCGGAGUUAGAAAUGUUUGCAGAGGAUGGGGAAAGUAUGGAUACUCCCAAGAGAAAGUGUGCCAUGGAAGAUCUUGUGAGCGCACCUUUAGCUGUUGAAGAUGCUCUCGUGGGACUAUUUGACCACAGCGACCGCACACUUCAAAGACUGGUUGUUGAAACUUAUAUUCGUAGAUUGUACCAGCCCUACGUCGUUAAAGAGAGCGUGAGGAUGCAGUGGCACCAAUAUGGUUUUAUUGCUUCCUGGGAGUUCCUAGACGAUCAUAUGGAAAGAAAAAACACUGAGGGCUCAGAUGACCAAGAGACAUCUGAAAAAGUUUUUGUUGAGAAGCGUAGAAAGAAAAAAAAGGGGUUUAUGGUUAUAAUCAAAUCGCUGGAGUUUCUGCCGAAUAUAAUAACUGCAGCAGCACUGACAGAAACAAACCACAUCGACUAUGGUGAAUCUGCCGGAUCUCCUCUAUCUGGCAAUAUAAUGCACAUUGCUGUUUUGGACAGUGAGAAUGAGGAGGACCAAGCUCAAGAAAGAGUGGAGAAAAUUCUCAAAGAGGAAGAAGUGAGUUCGAGCCUGUGUUCCGCAGGUGUGGGUGUGGUGAGCUGUAUAAUCGAGCGAGAUGAAGGACGAACACCUAUGAGACAUUCGUUCCAUUGGUCGAUGGAGAAACAGUACUAUGCAGAAGAGCCGAUGCUGCGCCAUCUUGAACCUCCUCUCUCCAUAUACCUUGAGUUGGAUAAGCUGAGAGGAUAUGAAAAUAUACAAUAUACCCCUACAAGAGAUCGUCAAUGGCAUCUGUAUACUGUCACAGAUAACAAGCCGGUGCCAGUCAGGAGGAUGUUCCUGAGAUCUCUUGUUCGACAAGGGCAGGAUAACCAACUUAGCCAAACGCUUGUUAGAUCUUUGAUGGAUGCGAUGGAGGAACUUGAACUGAAUGCCCAUAAGGAGGAUGGUAUGAAACCAGACCACGCACAUAUGUUCCUUUGCCUCCUUCCUGAGCAGCAGAUUAAUGAUCUUGUGCCUUACCCCAGGAUAGUUGAAGUGAAUGCGGAGGUUGAAGAAACCACAAUGGAGAUGAUCUUAGAAGAAACAGUACGAGAGAUCCACAAGUCAGCUGGAGUGAGAAUGCAUAGGUUGGGUGUGUGCGAGUGGGAAGUGCGCCUGUGUUUGUCGUCCUCUGGACUAGCAAGUGGAGCUUGGAGGGUUGUGGUUACAAACGUGACAGGCCGUACAUGCACUGUCCAUAUAUACCGAGAAGCUGAAGCUACUGGGAGUAACAGUUUAAUUUAUCAAUCAAUAACCAACAAGGGACCUUUGCAUGGAACCCCGAUCAAUGAUCAAUAUAAGCCACUGGGACAUCUUGACAGGCAACGAUUAGCCGCAAGGAGGAGUAACACUACUUACUGCUAUGAUUUCCCGUUGGCAUUUGAGACAGCCUUGGAACAGUUGUGGGAAUCACAACAUCCGGGAGUUAAGAAACCGUAUAAGAAUACUCUGAUCAAAGUUGAAGAGCUUGUAUUCUCUAGUCCAGAAGGUUCUCUUAUUCCGGUUAAAAGGCCACCGGGUCUCAAUGACUGUGGAAUGGUGGCAUGGACCCUAGAGAUGUCGACUCCUGAGUUUCCAAAGGGACGGAAAAUUAUCAUAGUCGCCAAUGACGUCACCUUCAAAGCUGGGUCUUUUGGUCCUAGAGAGGACGCGUUUUUCCUCGCUGUGACUGAACUCGCUUGCGCCGAGAAGCUUCCCUUGAUUUACUUAGCAGCAAACUCUGGCGCCCGGCUAGGGGUGGCUGAAGAAGUCAAAGCCUGCUUUAAAGUUGGAUGGUCGGAUGAAGUUUCCCCUGAGAAUGGUUUUCAGUAUAUAUACCUAAGCCCUGAGGAUCACGAAAGGAUUGGAUCAUCUGUCAUUGCGCACGAAAUAAAGCUGCCCAGCGGGGAAACGAGGUGGGUCAUUGAUACAAUCGUUGGUAAAGAAGAUGGUAUUGGCGUAGAGAAUCUAACGGGAAGCGGGGCAAUAGCGGGUGCUUACUCGAGGGCGUACAAGGAGACUUUUACUUUAACCUUUGUCAGUGGAAGAACGGUUGGCAUUGGCGCUUACCUUGCCCGUCUUGGUAUGAGGUGCAUACAGAGAUUAGACCAGCCUAUAAUUUUGACUGGCUUUUCGACGCUGAACAAGUUACUUGGGCGUGAGGUCUACAGCUCUCACAUGCAACUCGGCGGCCCCAAAAUCAUGGGUGCAAAUGGUGUUGUUCAUCUCACAGUCUCAGAUGAUCUGGAAGGCGUGUCGGCGAUCCUAAACUGGCUGAGCUACGUUCCUGCUCACGCGGGUGGUCCUCUUCCUCUUCCUCUUCUUUCCCCUUUAGAUCCACCGGAGAGAACUGUGGAGUACGUCCCAGAGAACUCUUGCGACCCGCGAGCUGCUAUAGCUGGGGUCAAUGACAACGCCGGUAAAUGGCUUGGCGGUAUCUUUGAUAAAAACAGCUUUAUGGAGACUCUCGAAGGCUGGGCGAGGACGGUUGUGACCGGUAGAGCGAAACUAGGGGGAGUACCUGUUGGUGUUGUUGCAGUUGAGACGCAGACCGUGACGCAGAUUAUUCUAGCGGAUCCUGGACAGGUGGACUCGCACGAAAGAGUGGUUCCGCAGGCAGGGCAAGUCUGGUUCCCUGGCUCAGCAGCCAAGACGGCUCAAGCGCUCAUGGAUUUCAACCGGGAAGGGCUUCCGUUGUUUAUCCUAGCGAACUGGCGAGGGUUUUCCGGCGGGCAGAGAGAUCUUUUCGAAGGAAUACUCCAGGCUGGUUCAGCUAUGGUCGAAAAUUUGAGAACGUAUGGCCAGCCAGUGUUUGUGUACAUCCCCAAGAUGGGAGAGCUGCGAGGCGGAGCGUGGGUGGUUGUUGAUAGCCAGAUUAAUUCGGAUUACGUUGAAAUGUAUGCUGACGAAACUUCACGUGGGAAUGUGCUCGAGCCGGAAGGGAUGAUAGAGAUCAAAUUUAGAAAGAGAGAGAUGUUAGAGUGCAUGGGGAGGUUGGACCAGAAGCUGAUCAGUCUCAAAGCAAAACUGCGAGACGCCAAACAAAGCGAGAUGGAACUUAUCAAGCAACAGAUUAAAGCUCGUAAGAAGCAGCUUUUACCGCUUUACAUCCAAAUCGCCACCAAAUUUGCGGAUCUUCACGACACGUCCAUGAGGAUGGCAGCGAAAGGAGUGAUCAAAAGCGUUGUGGAAUGGAGCGGUUCGCGAUCAUUCUUCUAUAAAAAGCUCAUUAGGAGAAUUGCGGAGAGCUCUCUGGUGAAAAAUGUGAUAGAAGCUUCGGGAGACAACUUAUCGUAUAAAUCUGCAAUGGGUUUGAUUAAGGAUUGGUUCUGCAAGUCUGAUGUUGCAAAGGGGAAAGAAGAGGCUUGGACAGACGACCAAGUGUUCUUUACAUGGAAGGAGAAUGUUGGUAACUACGAAUCCGAGCUCAGCGAGUUGAGAGCACAGAAACUGCUGAAGCAACUUGCGGAGAUUGGGAACUCAUCUGAUCUGCAGGCUCUGCCCCAGGGACUUGCUAAUAUUCUACACAAGGUGGAGCCUUUGAAAAGAGAACAGCUAGUGGAUGCUCUAAGAAAGGUGUUGAGUUGAUAUAUCAAAGCUGUUUAACUUGUGCCCCAAUAAAGAGUCUUUGGAAUGCUUGUGUUAUAUGGUGACGAAAGCUAGUUGAUUGAAACAAGAUUUGUCUUUAAAAUUGCUUGUCGUUUAUUUUUUUGGUCAAUUUGAAAUUGCGUGUCGUUUAUUUGUUGAAAUUAAUAUGUAUUUUGGGUAUGAUGAGCCGCCUCAUUAGUAAUUUUCUGUUAUUGUGGUUUGACACAAUUUAUUUUACUGAUUUUUAAAUGAAUCACAUUUUAAUGA
This is a messenger RNA of Brassica rapa (field mustard), 7200 nucleotides long. RefSeq names its product acetyl-CoA carboxylase 1. Gene Ontology annotation, biological process: fatty acid biosynthetic process. Gene Ontology annotation, molecular function: metal ion binding; acetyl-CoA carboxylase activity; ATP binding. NCBI's taxonomy places the organism in Eukaryota, Viridiplantae, Streptophyta, Magnoliopsida, Brassicales, Brassicaceae. The record is from RefSeq and is a predicted model, not a curated record.